Scheffersomyces stipitis CBS 6054 is the source of this 933-nucleotide messenger RNA. It is a transcript of the gene RAD14, whose product is annotated as Rad14p. The record is from RefSeq and is a predicted model, not a curated record. The annotation marks the transcript as partial. Gene Ontology annotation, cellular component: nucleotide-excision repair factor 1 complex. The transcript has a single exon. NCBI's taxonomy places the organism in Eukaryota, Fungi, Ascomycota, Pichiomycetes, Serinales, Debaryomycetaceae. Gene Ontology annotation, molecular function: damaged DNA binding. Gene Ontology annotation, biological process: base-excision repair; nucleotide-excision repair involved in interstrand cross-link repair; UV-damage excision repair.
GAAUUGACACCAGAACAGAAAAGACGUAUCGAAGAAAACCGUCAAAAGGCUCUAGAAAGGAAAAAAAAGUAUGCUGAGAAUAACCGAGAUGCCACUGAAACCAACAAUACACUUGUGGACAAUAUCCGUUUGAAUCACAAUAAUAAACAGGACUCUGAAUUUGGUGGCUCUACUUCGUCUCGAUACAACCCGCCAUCUAUACGUAAAAAAGAUUACAUUGAAUUCGAUUUCGCGACCAUGAAAGAUUCUCGUGGAGGAUUUAUCAAUGAUGAUUCGAUCCAGAAAGGACCAGAUUCAGAAAAUGGAGAAACACUUGAAGAAUGGCAAGAGAGACAGAAGAAGCAGCUUUUGGUAGUUCAUGACUUGCCUCCACCAAUGGAUAUAGAAUCUGCUCCGAAGUGUUUUGAGUGUGGAUCUAUAGAAAUCGAUCCGAAUUUGUAUAAGAACUUUCUUCAAGUGCGAGCUUGUCGGAGAUGCAUGAAGGAGAAGCCAGAAAAGUAUUCUCUUUUGACUAAGACCGAGUGUCGUGAAGAUUACUUCUUGACGGAGCCAGAAUUGCGAGACGUAAAUUUGUUACCGAGGAUCGAGAAACCAAAUCCUCAUGGAUAUUCGAGGAUGCAGCUUUUCUUACGAUUCCAGGUUGAAGAAUUCGCGUGGAAGAAAUGGGGAGGACCCGAAGGUCUUGAUGCUGAAUGGGAGAGACGCGAAGAGGGUAAGAUGAAAAGACGGGAAAAACGCUACAAGGACCAGUUGAAGGAAAUGAGAAAGAAGACAAGAGCUGAAGAGUACACGAGAAAGCUCAGAAACGGCCAAGGAUUGGGCGAAAGACACGUCCAUGACUGGUCAGCGCCACUCAGGAUACCAGGAGAAGAGAAUCUCAUCAUGAGAAGGUGUAUAGAUUGUGGUGUCGAAACUGAAGAGGUGGUGAUAUAA